Messenger RNA from Sinocyclocheilus rhinocerous, 385 nucleotides. RefSeq names its product trafficking protein particle complex subunit 4-like. Bases 12 to 365 code for a protein of 117 amino acids. Lineage: Eukaryota; Metazoa; Chordata; Actinopteri; Cypriniformes; Cyprinidae. The transcript has 2 exons. Gene Ontology annotation, biological process: vesicle-mediated transport. The record is from RefSeq and is a predicted model, not a curated record. Gene Ontology annotation, cellular component: TRAPP complex. Gene Ontology annotation, molecular function: protein binding.
CAGGAAGAAAGAUGGCGAUCUUCAGUGUGUAUGUUGUCAAUAAGGCCGGUGGACUCAUCUACCAGUACGAUAAUUAUGUACCUCGAGCUGAAGUUGAAAAAACAUUCAGCUUUCCGCUUGAUUUAGUUUUAAAGAUUUACGAUGAGAAGUUAGUUGUGUCAUUCGGACAGCGGGACGGGAUCAGAGUGGGUCAUGCGGUUCUGUCCAUUAACGGGGUGGAUGUGAAUGGUAAAUACACGGCUGAAGGGAAGGAGAUACUGGAAUAUCUGAAAGAUCCUGCCAACUAUCCAGUGUCCAUCAGAUUCGGGCGACCUCGCCUUACCUCCAAUGAGAAACUCAUGCUGGCCUCAAUGUUUCACUCGUGAGUAGACUUCAUUAAACAUGG